Messenger RNA from Mus caroli (Ryukyu mouse), 2618 nucleotides. It is a transcript of the gene Ptger2, whose product is annotated as prostaglandin E receptor 2. Gene Ontology annotation, molecular function: prostaglandin E receptor activity. Gene Ontology annotation, biological process: cellular response to prostaglandin E stimulus; positive regulation of cytosolic calcium ion concentration; inflammatory response. The record is from RefSeq and is a predicted model, not a curated record. Gene Ontology annotation, cellular component: plasma membrane. NCBI's taxonomy places the organism in Eukaryota, Metazoa, Chordata, Mammalia, Rodentia, Muridae.
GAGGAUUGCAAGAACAGUUCCUGUUUUGUUUUGUUAGGAUUGCUUAAGCAAGUCGUUGUUAUAGGAAGGCAAAGGCCACUCUGUGGUGUGCACGGUUCCAUUUCUUGGAUGGAUAAGUUUGCUUUUCAGUUCCUUCCAGUUUUUGUCCCACCUUUGUUGGGCAUCUUUCUGGAUGCUUUGUGUUUUGUUUUGUUUUGUUUUGUUUUAAAGGAAAACAACAACCUCUCUCAUAUUCUUACUUCAAGUUGUCUUGAUGUUUUUGUGCCUCCUCCACACCUCACAGGGCUGGACUCUCUUAACCUCAGUUUGGUGAGUUCCUGUUACCCCAGUCUUAUUAAACUGGUUCCCAGCCUUCUGCUAGGGCUAAAGGCUUCAGAGCUGAAGUCAGAGGCACUGCAACUUCCAACCCAUAGGAAGGAAGACCUUAUGGGCCAGCUCAGGGUGAGCGCUGGGAACGCCCCCAGGUCCCUCUGUCAGUGUGUGUCUGCCCUGCCUGGCCCCUCGGCAGCAGCUCGCAAGCAAUCUAAAUUGCUUUCCUGGAUUCCACUACUGGACUUGCCCCCUGAAGGCGCUGGAGGGAGCAGCUGCUCUGGCAAGCACCCCUUGCUAGGGCAGGUGAGGCACAGAAGCAUCGAGAGCGACCGGAUAUUGUAGGGAAGAGGCCACUGUGCGCACAGGCAGGAGACCCAAACAAGUCUGUCCUUGGUGCGAGUUGGGGGCCGGAAGGGAGCUCUGGAUUUCGGUCCCUCCCCUUUUCCCUGCUCUGUCUUGGAGCCCUGGGGCCAUCAGACCCUCCGACUGUCUGGUACCUGCCUGGAAGAGAUACCAUCUCUCCACACCCUCCACCAUGGACAAUUUUCUUAAUGACUCCAAGCUAAUGGAGGACUGCAAGAGUCGUCAGUGGCUCCUUUCGGGGGAAAGCCCAGCCAUCAGCUCGGUGAUGUUCUCGGCCGGGGUUCUGGGGAAUCUCAUCGCACUGGCACUGUUGGCGCGCCGCUGGCGUGGGGACACCGGGUGUAGCGCCGGCAGCAGGACCUCUAUCUCCUUGUUUCACGUGCUGGUAACGGAAUUGGUGCUCACUGACCUGCUGGGGACCUGCCUCAUCAGCCCGGUGGUGCUGGCUUCAUAUUCAAGAAACCAGACCCUGGUGGCCCUGGCUCCCGAAAGUCGCGCGUGUACCUAUUUCGCUUUCACUAUGACCUUCUUUAGUCUGGCCACGAUGCUCAUGCUCUUCGCUAUGGCCCUGGAACGCUACCUCUCCAUCGGGUACCCUUACUUCUACAGGCGCCACUUAUCGCGCCGCGGGGGUCUGGCGGUGCUGCCUGUCAUCUAUGGGGUCUCCUUGCUCUUCUGUUCCCUGCCGCUGCUCAACUACGGGGAGUACGUCCAGUACUGUCCUGGGACAUGGUGCUUUAUCCAGCACGGGAGGACUGCAUACCUUCAGCUGUACGCCACGAUGCUCCUGCUGCUUAUCGUGGCUGUGCUCGCCUGCAACAUCAGCGUUAUCCUCAACCUCAUUCGCAUGCACCGUCGGAGCAGAAGAAGCCGCUGCGGAUUGUCUGGAAGUAGCCUAAGAGGCCCUGGAUCUCGCAGGAGAGGAGAGAGGACUUCGAUGGCAGAGGAGACAGACCACCUCAUUCUCCUGGCCAUUAUGACCAUCACCUUCGCCAUAUGCUCCUUGCCUUUCACAAUCUUUGCCUAUAUGGAUGAAACCUCUUCCCUAAAAGAAAAGUGGGACCUCCGAGCUCUUCGGUUUUUAUCAGUUAACUCUAUAAUUGAUCCUUGGGUCUUCGCCAUACUUAGGCCACCGGUCCUGAGAUUAAUGCGCUCAGUCCUCUGUUGUCGGACUUCACUGAGAACACAAGAAGCUCAGCAAACUUCCUGUUCUACCCAGUCCAGUGCCAGUAAACAGACUGACCUUUGUGGACAGUUGUGAGGAUGCGCUUCACGAGGGAACCUCUGAAGAAGUCUUUAAAUAGCCUCAUUGGAGAAAUGUAAAGGGCUGGAAUAGAAACAGAAUAACCUUGCCCUGAGAAGCAGAUGAAACAGACUUUAUGAGGUAGUUUGGGCUGCAGAUGUGAUGACAGAGCCCUUUGUGGAAAGUGUCAGAGGAUAUAUAGUUCACAUUAUGUGACCUUUGAAGGACAAUUGGCUGCGUCUAAGACCCAGUUGAUUUAAGCUUUCCUGUUGAGUGACAAAGCAUGUGGUUUUGUAAUUCGUUUUAAAAUGCUACAUGGUUACUGUUUUAAUUUUUAUGUCACUGCUGUUAUAAACGCAGUCAGACCAAAUGAAACUCAUUCUCUAGGAAGUCAACUCAUGGAAGCGAUGAAGCAACCAGAGCAGACAAGUUGCUGUCUCGUGAUUGCUUAAUGGACUCUUUAUUUGGACCAUGAAGUUGAAUGCCCCUUUUACUGUGCGUGUUCAUGUGGGAGUCCUCUCUGGUAACUACUGUGCCACCCUUAAAAGGAUGCACUGAUUUGGUUAAUGCCAGUUAAUCCUUUAGGAGCUCUGUCUUGUUGUCAGAUUAUUUAUUCUGUCUUGUCUAUUGUGAGAAGGCUACUGAAGAAAACUUCAGAAAUUUGUGUCUCACAAAGGAUUAAUUAAAAAAAUCAAUUUUA